This is a messenger RNA of Talaromyces stipitatus ATCC 10500, 1729 nucleotides long. RefSeq names its product jerky, putative. The transcript is spliced from 2 exons. The coding region runs from base 1 to 1641 and encodes 546 amino acids. Gene Ontology annotation, molecular function: DNA binding. The record is from RefSeq and is a predicted model, not a curated record. Gene Ontology annotation, cellular component: nucleus. NCBI's taxonomy places the organism in Eukaryota, Fungi, Ascomycota, Eurotiomycetes, Eurotiales, Trichocomaceae.
AUGAGUGCGGCCGGUAAUUUUGUUAGAAGAUUACUCAGCAUUUUCCAACGUCAAGUCAUCAAAUAUCCGUCAAAUAUGCUGCAACAACGCGCUCAACGACGCCGAAAAGCUAUCCCUAACGAGUGGAAAGCAGCCCUACGCGCUCAACACCGAAUCAAUCACCAUCUCACGCAUCAAAAUUUGAGAAAAUGGUUUGAAGAUACAUACAAUCAACCAAUCGAUCGAGCUACAGUAACACGAAUCCUUUCGUCGAAAUACGCGUUCAUUGACGAGCUCCAAGAGUAUCAAUUGAAGGAUAAACGACGCCGUUUUGAGCAGUGGCCUGAGUUAGAGAAGGCUGUCAUGGAUUGGAUAAGAUUAGCUGAGACCGAAGCUCCUAUCUCACAGGAAGCUAUACGCUACAAAGCGCAGCAAUACUGGGGACAUCUAUAUCCUCAUGAUCCUACACCAUCAUUUAGCAAUGGCUGGCUAUUUGGAUUCCAAACACGGAAUAAUAUAAAGAGCAGAAAACAUCAUGGAGAAGCUGCAAGCUUAUCUAUAGAUGCUGCAGAUCAAAUGAUCAAGAUUCGUCAACUUCUUGCUUCAUAUCCUCCACAAGAUAUCUUUAAUUGUGAUGAAUCCGGUCUAUAUUGGAAGUUAUUCCCUGAUCGGGGUCUCUCAACACGUUCCCUGCCCGGCCGCAAGAAAGAUAAGGCACGAAUUAGUAUUCUUUUUGCAUGCAAUUCGGAUGGCUCGGAGCGAAUCCCUCUUUGGGUUAUUGGCAAUGCAAAAAAGCCACGAGCAUUUACUCACGCUCAUAUUGAGCCUCAUAAUCUUGGUAUCCAUUGGCGGUCUAAUGGGAAGGCAUGGAUGACUUCGGAUAUCUUUAAGGAAUGGCUUUAUGCGUUCGACGCGCAAAUGGCAGGCCGGCACGUGGUUCUAUUGAUGGAUAACUUUUCUGCGCAUGAAGCUGCAGUCAAGGAGGUCACCGCAGAUCUAAAGCAUACAGUUGUUAUAUGGCUUCCCCCUAAUUUAACAACAAAAUAUCAACCUCUUGAUCAAGGGAUUAUCCGAGCUUGGAAGGCUCUAUGGAAGCGACAGUGGGUUCGAUAUAUUAUUAACGAAUUCGAUCGUGGAAUUGAUCCUCUAUCUACAAUGACAAUCCUUCGUGCCGUACGGUGGGCAGUUAAUAUAUGGGAAGAUCAAGUCACAUCAACAACAAUUACCAAUUGCUUCAAGAAAGCUCUUCAUGAUGAGACUGAGGAGGAGUUUGAGAGCGCGUUAUUGAUACAUAAUUUGGAGAAUAGUCUGCAGGAUCUGAAGCUUACAAACCGGGUUCAAGAUGUCAUGGAUAUCAAUCAAUUUCUGAAUCCUCCAGAUGAGCAAGUCAACGAUACAGUGAUGGAUAUUGAUAAUAUUGUUCUAAGCCAAUUCGAACUCCCUCAGACUGAUGAGCUGGAGGAAGAUGUUGUUGAGGAGCCUAUUCCACUCAUUACAUCCCAAGAGGCUUUACAAGGCCUUUAUACUCUUCGUCUUUUUGAGGAGCAACGUGAUAAAGCCGAUACCUCUUUUAUUCGAGUUCUUACCCGGUACGAAAAUCUGCUUACAAAGGAGAAAGUUGCUACGCAGCGUCAAACAGAUAUCCGUCGCUUUUUUAGAUAAUGGACGACGCAAUCACGAUACAAUACUGGAUCCGCUUAAGCCUCGUUAAUUUCCAUUUGGAUUUACGACACAAUAUAAUUUGAAGACG